Messenger RNA from Brenthis ino (lesser marbled fritillary), 336 nucleotides. The record is from the annotation of a GenBank genome assembly. NCBI's taxonomy places the organism in Eukaryota, Metazoa, Arthropoda, Insecta, Lepidoptera, Nymphalidae.
AUGACGCGCGUUCUUUUAUUAAAAUCUGGAUUAAUUGAUCGUUCCGAAGUAAUUGAACAAAGUGACUCCUUUUUAUUGUGUACUUUUAUGGACCCCGGUUCAAAAUGCAAGGAUUUUCCGAUCAAAAUGAAGCAUAGAAAACAAAAGAAAAAGUUAGAAAAAUGGUUACAGAAAAAGUCUACAGUCACGUCAGUAACUAACGAUGAUAAAAGAAAUGAUGAAUUAAGCCCCUGGAACAUUAUUGAUCUAAUGAUCGCGAGUACUACAACUCAAGGAACACCGCUUUCAAAAGCAAUCAAGGAGGUAGACAUGUAUUUGUCUGAUGAGUUACGAGUA